AACAAAAAAACUGAAAUAAUAAAUCUUGCUUUGUUUGAGGGAAUACCCCGCAGUUUAGAAUCAGAGAGUUUGAGACUGUAGAAAAGGGUUGGCAAUUGGCAGCACGAGUGCGAAAAGAAAAUCGAGAGCAAUGGCGUCUUCAGCAGCCAUGAGAGACUUGCAGCGCGACCUUGAAACCAAAGCCGAAGAUCUCCGUAAACUUCAAAAAGAUAUCGCCAAGAAUCAUGAAAUCAGAAAGAAGUACACUGUCCAACUCGGUGAGAAUGAGCUCGUUCUCAAGGAGUUGGAUUUGUUGAAUGAAGAUGCGAAUGUGUACAAGUUGAUAGGUCCUGUUUUAGUCAAGCAGGAUUUGGCUGAGGCAAAUGCAAAUGUGCGCAAAAGGAUAGAGUAUAUAUCUGCUGAAUUGAAACGUCUUGAUGCAACUCUGCAGGAGAUGGAAGAAAAGCAGAAUAGCAAGAAAGAAGGGAUUUUGAAGAUUCAACAGAAAAUUCAAGCUCAUCAAGCUGGAAAAGCCAAGGUUUAGUUAGCAUGUAGAAGUGCAUUUUCCAGGAGUUUUAUUCAUUCAUCCACAACUGUAGGUUUCUUCAGUUACUUUUUUCUUAUUGAAAUUUAAGGGUUGAUUGUGAUGGAAUCUUGCUAUUCCAAUUUUAUGAGAUGGUUUGCAGUAUGAUGAAUAUUUUUGGUCAUAAUGACAACUGCUCUUACUAAGAAAUCUAUAUAUUAAUAUUAAGGUUAAUUUUUGAUAUUAUCCCAACUUA
Messenger RNA from Amaranthus tricolor (Joseph's coat), 758 nucleotides. RefSeq names its product prefoldin subunit 6. Gene Ontology annotation, cellular component: cytoplasm; prefoldin complex. The transcript has 5 exons. Gene Ontology annotation, molecular function: protein-folding chaperone binding. The record is from RefSeq and is a predicted model, not a curated record. The coding region runs from base 131 to 523 and encodes 130 amino acids. Gene Ontology annotation, biological process: protein folding; chaperone-mediated protein complex assembly. NCBI's taxonomy places the organism in Eukaryota, Viridiplantae, Streptophyta, Magnoliopsida, Caryophyllales, Amaranthaceae.